This is a messenger RNA of Balaenoptera ricei (Rice's whale), 3420 nucleotides long. RefSeq names its product zinc finger protein 668-like. Gene Ontology annotation, biological process: translation; regulation of transcription by RNA polymerase II. Gene Ontology annotation, molecular function: DNA-binding transcription factor activity, RNA polymerase II-specific; RNA polymerase II cis-regulatory region sequence-specific DNA binding; structural constituent of ribosome. The record is from RefSeq and is a predicted model, not a curated record. Gene Ontology annotation, cellular component: ribosome. NCBI's taxonomy places the organism in Eukaryota, Metazoa, Chordata, Mammalia, Artiodactyla, Balaenopteridae. Bases 16 to 2988 code for a protein of 990 amino acids. The transcript has 11 exons.
GUAAUACUGAAAGCCAUGGCCCAGGGAUCAGUGAUGUUCAGUGAUGUGUCUAUAGACUUCUCUCAAGAGGAGUGGGAAUUCCUGGACCCUGUUCAGAGGGACUUGUACAGAGAUGUGAUGUUGGAGAACUAUAGCAAUCUGGUGUCAGUGGGACUUUACAUUCCUAAGCCUCAAGUUAUCUCCUUAUUGGAACAGGGGAAAGAGCCCUGGAUGAUUGGCAGAGAGCUGACAAGAGGCCUGUGUUCAGAUCUGGAAUCAAUGUGUGAAACCAAGUUAUUAUCGCUAAAGAAGGAAGUUUAUGAAAUAGAAUCAUGCCAGAGGGAGAUGAUGGGACUUACAAAGCAUGGCCUUGAAUACUCCAGUUUUAGAGAUGUUUUGGAAUAUAGAAACCACUUUGAAAGACAAGUGGGAUAUCAAAAUGGGCAUUUCAACCAAGAAAUAUUCACUCAUGAAUACAUGCCCACAUCUAUUCAACAGACAUUCUUUACUCUACAUCAAAUAAUUAACAGUGAAGAAAAACCAUAUGAAUGUAAGAAAUGUGGAAAGGUCUUUAGUCAGAAUUCACAAUUUCUUCAACAUCAGAGGAUUCAUAUUGGUGAAAAAUCUUAUGAAUGUAAGGAGUGUGGGAAAUUCUUUAGUUGUGGCUCACAUGUUACUCGACAUCUGAAAAUUCAUACCGGUGAAAAACCCUUUGAAUGUAAAGAAUGUGGAAAGGCCUUCAGCUGUAGCUCAUACCUUUCUCAACAUCAGAGAAUUCAUACCGGUAAGAAACCCUAUGAAUGUAAGGAAUGUGGGAAGGCCUUUAGUUAUUGCUCAAAUCUUAUUGACCAUCAGAGAAUUCACACUGGUGAAAAACCGUAUGAAUGUAAAGUAUGUGGGAAAGCCUUUACUAAGAGCUCACAACUUUUUCAACAUGUGAGAAUUCAUACAGGUGAGAAACCCUAUGAAUGUAAGGAAUGUGGCAAAGCUUUUACUCAGAGCUCAAAGCUUGUACAGCAUCAGAGAAUUCAUACAGGUGAGAAACCCUAUGAGUGCAAAGAAUGUGGCAAAGCCUUUAGUAGUGGCUCAGCACUUACUAAUCAUCAGAGAAUUCACACUGGGGAGAAACCCUAUGAUUGUAAGGAAUGUGGGAAGGCUUUUACUCAGAGCUCACAACUUCGUCAACAUCAGAGAAUUCAUGCUGGUGAGAAACCUUUUGAAUGUCUUGAAUGUGGGAAGGCCUUUACUCAGAACUCACAGCUUUUUCAACAUCAGAGAAUUCAUACAGAUGAAAAACCAUAUGAAUGUAAUGAGUGUGGAAAGGCCUUUAAUAAAUGCUCAAACCUUACUCGACACCUCAGAAUUCAUACUGGUGAAAAGCCCUAUAACUGUAAGGAAUGUGGAAAGGCGUUUAGUAGUGGCUCAGAUCUCAUUCGUCAUCAGGGAAUUCAUACUGAUGAAAACACUCGUGAAACUGCCCAGGCCAUUAAGGGUAUGCAUAUCCGAAAAGCCACCAAGUAUCUGAAGGAUGUCACUUUAAAGAAGCAAUGUGUGCUAUUCCAUCGUUACAAAGGUGGAGGUGGACUUCUGGGAGAUGUGGUCCCGUCGCCUGGCCGCCUCUACUGCUUGCGCACGGGCACCACCGGCUGGGCCUUCUGGGUCUCCGGCGCGGGUAGGUCGCGCUGGUUCCGUGGAACAGCGGCUGGUGAAGGCCCCGUGGCGACCUCCAUGCCCAAGACCUCUGGGCCUAAAGAGAGUCCUCAUUGCUCCUGGCUCCCCGUUCUGCCCUCUUUGGAAUCUGCUGGCCCUGAGAGAUCUGUGAAAAGAGGAGAAAAUGGCCCCAGGGUUCCUGGCAGCAAGACCCUCACACUGCCUUCUGCGGUUUCUGCCCUUCUUCAGGAAGAGGAGGAAAUGCCCAAAUUACAGGAGCUGGUGACGUUCCAGGAUGUGGCUGUGGACUUUACCCAGGAGGAGUGGGAGCAUCUGGAUCCCUCUCAGAGGCACCUGUACAGAGAAGUGAUGUUGGAGAACUAUGGGAAUCUCAUCUCCUUGGCAGGACAUCUGCUGUCCAAACCAGAAAUGAUUGCCCAUUUUGAACAAGAAGAUGAUGUGUGGAUGGAGGAAAAAAUACCAAGAAACUCCUAUUCAGGAGACAAGCCCUACCGAUGCAUGGAGUGUUCCGGAGUCUUCAACUCAGAAUCUGCUCUGAGAAGGCACAGGAAGGACCACAUGGGAAAGAAGCCUCACACAUGUGAGGAAUGUGGGAAGGACUUCAGCCGUAGCUCCAACCUGUCCAUCCAUCGGCGAGUACACACAGGCGAGAAGCCCUACAGAUGUGGUGUGUGCGGGAAGGACUUCAGCCGCAGCUCCAACCUCUCUAUCCACCAGCGCAUCCACACAGGUGAGAAACCCUUCAGGUGCUGCGACUGUGGCAAGGACUUCAGCCGCAGGGCAGCCCUGCAGAUCCACCAGAGUGUCCACACAGGAAGGAAGCCUCAUGCCUGUAAGGUAUGUGACCGGGGCUUCACCUCACGCUCUACGCUGGCACGACACCAGCAGGACCAUGCAGGAGACAAGGCCUAUGUGUGUGACACAUGUGGCCGGGGCUUCAGCCAGAGAGCCAACCUCUACCUGCACCAGCGUGUUCACACUGGGGAGAGGCCAUUCCGGUGCGAGGCCUGUGGGAAGUGCUUCAGCUGGAGCAAGGACCUGGGUAUCCACCAGAGGGUCCACACGGGAGAGCGGCCCUACAGGUGUGAGGCUUGUGGGAGGGACUUCAGGCAUCGUUCGGCCCUCAAGAGGCACCAGAGGGUGCACACAGGGGAGAAGCCCUACCCCUGUGCCGUGUGUGGGAAGGGCUUCAGUCAGAGAGUCCAUCUGCAGACGCACCAGAAAGUGCACUGUAGGGAGAGGCUUCCAGGAUUGGGCUCUGCACAUGCAGGUGCCUUCCGCGGCCAGGGCGAAUGCCAGGGCAUGGGUGCUGAGGUGCACAACAUGGAUCAGGCUUAAUGAUGUUUGGCAUUUAUUAGUAUUUAUACAGAAAAGAGAACAGAUCAACAGCACUUAGAUAGAUGGAGAAAUAGAACAUUUUCAGCCCUCCCAAAAGACCUCUGCAUGCUUCUUUCCUCUCACUACCCCACAAAGGGAGUCACUAUCCUGACUUCUAAAACCAUAGAUUGAUUUUGCAAGUUAUAGAAUAUCAUACAAGUGGAAUUACACAAUAUGUAAUCUUUCAUAUAGAACUUUAUUCACUCAGUGUCUGCAUCCAUGUUGUUGCAUGUAUUCAGAGGUUCAUUCAUUUUAUUACAGAGUAGUAUUCCAUUGUUUGAAUGAACCACAGUUUGUCCAUUCAUCUGUUGAUGGACAUUUACAUUUGGGUUAUUUCCAGGUUUUCCAGGUUUUGUUCGUUAUGAAUAAAGCUGCUGUGAGUAUUUGGGUACA